This is a messenger RNA of Chara braunii, 813 nucleotides long. The record is from the annotation of a GenBank genome assembly. Lineage: Eukaryota; Viridiplantae; Streptophyta; Charophyceae; Charales; Characeae.
GGCUCAAUGACAGUGCAUCCCUGUUAGAUGUCUCCCGUCAUUCUCUCGACAUGUGGAAUAAACUCAUGGAGGCGGGUGAUUUAUGGCUCAUGGAGGACGCCUCUCGUUCUGAAAGCAAUGUCGCAGCGGUCCAUUGAGGACGCCUCUCGUUCUGAAAGCGAGGAAAAUGCGAGAACAGACGACGAGGGCGGUGACAGUGAAUCAGAGACCAUAGGGGAUUCAAAAGAAGAAGAGGGUAGUGGCGCACAGCAGGAAAGUGACACUGUAAGCAGUGACGCGAACAAUGAUGAAGAAGAGAAAACUUCAUACUACAGUAAUGACGAGGACAGUCAGAAAUCACGGAGUAAUGGGAAGAGGUCAAAACGUGAAAGUGAAGGAUCACUUGGCCGAGGGGAAGGAGAAAAAAUUGAGAUGAACAAGCAGUUGGUGCGCAAGGAGUCAUCGUCACAAGAACGGAGCGACAUUGUCGAGGAACCGUCAAACAUACAGAGAAAGAGAGGACACCACGAGAAGAAAACUAGCGAGCAGAGAUACAGACAAACAAGUCAUGGAGACAACUAGGCAAUGAUCCGUGGGAUGCAGAACCAUUCAAGACAGCGAUAGAGAAAGUUUUUCAGAUGCGAAGGGAUGAUGAAGGGGUCGGGGUGACUUUGCAACAACUGGCAUUUGCAGAACUUGUUGUGCGGUCUGAAAUCGAACAGACUAAGAAGACAAGCAAAGCAUCAGAGCAGAUUCAUAAAUUAGCAUCAAUUAAGCAGGACAUUGUGGCGUCAGUGCGUAAUCGCGAUACCGUAAUGAACUUUUUAAUAUUCA